Molecule: messenger RNA, 2565 nt
Organism: Closterium sp. Naga37s-1
Lineage: Eukaryota; Viridiplantae; Streptophyta; Zygnematophyceae; Desmidiales; Closteriaceae
Source: the annotation of a GenBank genome assembly
AUGGCUCACGUGCAGAAUCCGUUCGACCUUCUGACGGGUGGAGGCGGCGCGGGCGGAGGUGCUGACGGAGGCUCCAAGAAUCGCCGAAACCGGAAGAAGAAGCAGCAGCAAUCUCAAGGAGACGACCAGCAGCAGCAGCAGCAGCCUCAGCAGCAGCCUCAGCAGCAGCAGCAAAAGCAGGAGCCGGAGGUGGUUCAACCUGCACCAACCGAACCUCAACCGCCAUCAGCCACGGCCGCUGCUUCGAUCGGCGAGCAGGCAGAUGCAGCUUCCCCCGCAGCUGCCUCUGCACCUUCCGUCGCACCUUCCGCUGCGAAGAAGAAGAAGGGGAAAGGCGCAAAGGCGAGGCAGCCUCGUUGGGGGGACGAGGAGGAGGAACCAGCCAAUGGCGCACUCGCUGCUCCUGAGAUCUCCUCCAAAUCGGCAGAAAAAGCCGCCGCGCCGGCAGUUACGCCGUCAUCUCCGCCGGCGGCCGGCACGGAAAUUCCGCUAAUCAAGGAUCCCAAGGCGUACGAGACGGGGGGCCUGAUGCCGGCGGAAUGGGGGGCGGAAACCGCGCGGGAGGAGGCGUGGCAGCAGGGCGGAAAGAGCAAAGGCGGAAAGCAGGCCAAAUCCGCGGGUGCCGCCGCCGGCGCGGCUCCAGCUGCGCGUGGCGGGAACAUCGGCGCUGCUGCUGCGCCUGCCCCGGGCGCGGGGGGAGCGAUCAGCGCGGAAGCUGCGGCGCUGGAGGCGGCGGCGGAGGCGUGCGGAAGGGAUGCGGAGGCGCGGGUGAGGCAGUGGCACGACUGGACUGUGCGCGCGCAACAACUGCCCGCGCCUGGCAUUGCGACGGCGUGGAAGGAGGUGCGUGGGAUAGGUGCACCUGCGGACGGAUUAUGUCGAGCUUUGGAGAAGACGGUGGAGAGCUGCAUCACGCUGCCUCUGUACCCCCACCACCUGCCGCACCUCCAGGCGCUUCUCUCCGUGUCCCUGGGCCAUCAGGAGGCGGCUCAGGUGAUUUCUCAGGUGGCAUCGGACCUGUCUCAGGUGCUAUCUGAGGAAGGCGCCACCCUGGGCCUCACAGGUGGAUCUGCAGGCAAGGGAGCAGCGGGAGGGGAUGUGCGUGCCGCAGCUGCUAAGGCUCUGGCUGCUGCGGUGACUGCAGUGAAGCUGGGCGGGUCAGGGUGGGCAGUGGAGCGCAUCGCAGCACAGCUUGGUGACGCGGGUGUGUCCUCAAAGCUGCAGGAGAUGCAGACCAAGGCUGCGUCAAUGGAGCAUCAGCUGCAGCUGAUCGCAGCAGGAGGAGCAGCAGCAGCGGCAGCAGUGGGAGGCGCGGCAGCAGCAGAGGAGGGCGGGGCAGCAGCUCGUGGCGUCCUGCAAUCCCCAGCGCCCUUCCCUGCCGAAUCCGUUUCUCUCCCUAUUUCUAUCCGCUUUGUGCUGCCUCUUUCCCCUUUGAUACUCCCUUCACAGGAGACUAUCCCAGCUGCCGCUCAGGGGAAGGCAGGGAAGCUGGUUACCACAGCGGUUGCAGGGGGGGCAGCGGGUGGGAAAGGUGCCGCUGCUGCGGUUGGUAGUGGUGGUGUGGGAGGGGGAGCGGAGGAGGGCGUGUGGGAGACGCAAGGGGGAGCGGGCAAGGGAGGGAAGAAGGGCGGGAAGAAGGGGGGUGGAGACAAGGGCAAAGCAGCACCAGCAGCAGCAGGUGGGGCAGCAGCAGGCGCAGCAGGGGCGGCUGCAGUGGAGGAGGCUAGGAGGAAGCUUGAAGAGGCAGCAGCAGAGAGCAGCAAGCUGAGGGGCCAGGUGGAGGCAGCAGAGGCAGAGGCAUCGAGGCUGCGGGUGCUGUGGCUGGAUGCAGAGGCGAGGCGGAAGCAGCUGAAGGAGGUGUUGGCUGCUGCCUCUGCUGCUGCUGCUGGCGGUGGUGGAAAGUCCCCGGCAGCAGCAGCAGCCCAGAACGGGGUCCCGGCACCAGUAGCGCCAGUAGCAGCGGUUCAACCCGAGCAGCAGCAGGGGCAGCAAGGGCAGGAGGGGCCACAGCUGACGCCAGAGCAGCUGCACCAGCUGCGGUGUGCGCAGCAGCUGGGGGUGGUACAUGCUCUCGAGUCUGUGCUGCAGCGCCCGCACAUGCCCCUGCCAGGGCACGCAGGAGGGCCCUUCUCGGGAGCUCCCGAUCGGGAGGCAGCAGUGAUGGCGGUGGUGGGUCAAGCGGUGGAGAAUCACCUCAGUGCGCUCUCCGCCCUGCUGCACGCCAAGCUUGAUCAACUCAAAUCAGCCGGAGAGCGCCUGCAGUUUUCGCAGGAGAAGCUGCAGAAGAUGAAGGCAGAGAAGGACGCUCUGAAGGGCAAGCCGCAGCUGGCCGCAGCUCUCGCCAGGCCACUGCAAGCCAUUGAGCAGAUGCACAAGACCCGAGUGAAUGAAGUGCAGUCAGUCAUGGCGGAGGCAGAGGCGCUCGAAGCAGCACUGCAGAAGCCACAGCUGCGGUCGGCAGUGGCGCUGCUGCCGCCCAUGCCGUCAGUCAACGACUUCUUACAGCAGAUAGGCGUCACGCUGCACCAGGUAUGCAUGUGGGCGAGUGGGUGCAGUGAAGCGUGA